Messenger RNA from Sinocyclocheilus anshuiensis, 492 nucleotides. It is a transcript of the gene anapc15, whose product is annotated as anaphase promoting complex subunit 15. Gene Ontology annotation, cellular component: anaphase-promoting complex. Gene Ontology annotation, biological process: regulation of mitotic cell cycle spindle assembly checkpoint. The record is from RefSeq and is a predicted model, not a curated record. Bases 89 to 454 code for a protein of 121 amino acids. The transcript is spliced from 5 exons. NCBI's taxonomy places the organism in Eukaryota, Metazoa, Chordata, Actinopteri, Cypriniformes, Cyprinidae.
UGGUGUGUUUCCGGGGGGAAGCAUUCAGUGCAGCACCAGCGAGCGCCCGCCGUGUGUUUACAUUUGAACUUUCUGCGCAUCUGCAGAGAUGUCCACCCUGUUCCCGUCUCUGUUCCCGCAUGUGACCGAGUCUCUGUGGUUUAAUCUGGACCGACCGUGUGUGGAUGAAGCAGAGCUGCAGCAGCAGGAGCAACAGCACCAGACCUGGUUACAGAACAUCGCAGAGAAGGACAAUAACCUGAUGCCCAUUGGUCGGCCCAUCUUUGAGACCUUCGAUGAGGAAGAGGAGGAGGAUGAUGAAGACGAGGAGGACAGCGAGGAAGACUCAGAAGACGAUGAAGACAUGCAGGACAUGGACGACAUGAACAUCUACAACGAGUUUCCUGAUGAUGGAGAAAUUAAUGAGGUCGACAUGGAAGGAGCCGAUCAAGACCAGGACCAGUGGAUGAUCUAGACCAGGUCUAGACCAGAUCCAUCAGUCAGGCGCUCUCA